CUCUGCUGGGAGCAGGAACUCAGAGCAAAGGAUCUUCAAAACUUGAGGGAGCUUUCCUCCAGACCCUGGGAAAAAUGGAUUCUCGAGCAUCUCAACAUGACUUCCGUCUCUUGUGGAACAUGGUUCCGUAGUGGAUCUGGGAUCUAAAAUGUCCACGGAGGCACAGAGAGUUGACGACAGUCCGAGCACAAGCGGGGGAAGUUCCGAUGGGGAUCAGCGUGAAAGUGUCCAGCCAGAACCUGAACGAGAGCAAGUUCAGCCCAAGAAGAAGGAGGGGAAGAUAUCCAGCAAGACGGCCGCCAAACUGUCAACUAGUGCGAAAAGAAUUCAAAAGGAACUUGCGGAAAUCACGUUGGACCCGCCUCCCAACUGUAGUGCUGGACCCAAAGGAGACAACAUUUAUGAAUGGAGGUCAACGAUAUUGGGACCCCCAGGAUCUGUCUAUGAAGGAGGGGUGUUCUUUCUUGACAUUACCUUUUCACCAGACUAUCCGUUUAAACCCCCUAAGGUAACCUUCCGAACAAGGAUCUAUCACUGUAACAUUAACAGCCAAGGCGUGAUCUGUCUAGACAUCCUCAAGGACAACUGGAGCCCGGCCCUGACCAUCUCCAAAGUCCUCCUGUCCAUCUGCUCACUCCUCACAGACUGCAACCCUGCCGACCCUCUGGUGGGCAGCAUUGCUACGCAGUACAUGACCAACAGAGCCGAGCACGACCGGAUGGCCAGACAGUGGACCAAGCGGUACGCCACCUAGGGUCUGCGCCUGUGCGAGCACACUCACCAAGUGCAUCAGUAGCCGCCUGCCCCUCCGGACCUCCGUUCUGUCUCCUGUUUUUAUUAAAUUUUGAACUGUUCUGUGACGGUGUGUCAUUUGUCCCCUCCCCCUUCCUGCCCCGCCCUCCACUUCUCUCUGGACACUUUUCUCCCUCCUUUUUGAUUUCUGUUAACUUGAAAGAUUUGGGUUGGUUUUUUUUUUUUUUUCCCACCCCAGUGUGGGUGGGAAUUUUUGUUUUUGGUGCAAACAGUGUUGGAUCUGUAACCGUAAGAACUUUCUCACAAAGCUGCGUAUUACUGUGUGGGUUUGGGGUUUUUUGUUGUUGUUUGUUUUGAGUUUUUUUCUUUUAUGUACUCUUCAAGAAAACACAUUCAGAAUUAUAUCUCGUUUCUACUUAAAUGUAGUGCUUAGGGUUAAUUUUUUUGUACUGAAGUCUCUACUGGUGGGUGCAUGCUACUGGGAGCAAAGUUUUGUACAAAAGUUCCAAUCAGAAUCACUGUGCAUUACUAAGACCCUGUUUAUCACUAGCCUUCUGUCCCCCACGCAGAAGACUGUUGGAUUGAACAAAAUAAUAUGUAUUUUGAUUUACUUAAAGUGCUUGUAAAUUUCUUAGGGAUCUGCCACUUUUGACUGUGGAUCAGUUCAUGUACGCUUGUAUUAUUAAAGCACUCAAUAAAUCACUGUGGCUGAUCAACGCAUCUCUG
Messenger RNA from Nannospalax galili (Upper Galilee mountains blind mole rat), 1479 nucleotides. RefSeq names its product ubiquitin-conjugating enzyme E2 E2. The record is from RefSeq and is a predicted model, not a curated record. Gene Ontology annotation, biological process: protein polyubiquitination. Gene Ontology annotation, cellular component: nucleus. NCBI's taxonomy places the organism in Eukaryota, Metazoa, Chordata, Mammalia, Rodentia, Spalacidae. Gene Ontology annotation, molecular function: ubiquitin conjugating enzyme activity. The transcript has 6 exons. Bases 149 to 754 code for a protein of 201 amino acids.